ACCUCAUCUUAGAAUCAGUUUCAAUCAGGACCAAUACGUUUCAGUACCAAUACGGACCAGUAUGUUAAAACUGCUGCGUCUUUGUAUUUUCACUAUCUACGUUAAAGUGGCAAUCUCUCAAGACUAUGGAUUCUAUCAAAGCCCAACUAAUCUAGGAAGUGGUAUAAAUUUUUAUGGACGAAGACCAGACGCAUCAACCUUAAAGAUUCCAGAAGUACUAAUAUUUGAUCCAGGUGACUGUUCAGGAGAUUUCAAUACUGGAGGAAGCUCAUUUUUCAACGAUCCUGGAAUUUGUUGUGAAGGUGCUGAGCCAAUCCAGUGUAAUUAUUCGUUUCCAUACCGGAAGUACGAUGGAUCAUGCAACAAUCCUUACAUUCCACGGCUCGGCAUGGCAGAAAUGUGCUUUCUAAGAUUGACACCAGCAUAUUAUGAAGGCAAAGGUGGCAUUCGAAAAUCAGUCACUGGUGAUCCUUUGCCGCAGCCUAGGAAUAUCUCUCUGAAUAUCUUGAAGAAUAGUCGCCAACCUACUAGAGAAGUAACUUACUUAUUUACGGCGCACGGACAGAUCAUAGCACACGAUCUAAGUCGAACUGUUACACCAUCAACGGAAUGUUGUGCUCCAGAGAAUGCAAGAAAGGCCGAAUGUCUUCCCAUUUCAAUACGGCCAGACGACCCCUUCUAUUCUCAAUUUAAUGUAACUUGCAAUGUCUUCCAGAGGAGCGUACAGUGCAGAUUCUGCAAAACUGUGCACAGAACGCAGAAAAAUGAUGUCACUGCUACCUUAGAUGCUAACAUCGUAUACGACAUUAAUGAAGAACAGACCAAACGAUUAAGAACUAACGAUGGAACAGGCAAAUUAAGAUCUACCUGUAUAAAGAAAGGCUACCUGCUGCCAGCUGGGAAGGAUAAGAGGGAUCCAUUCUGUCCUAUAGGGCAAGAUUCGAAUUGUUUUCUGGCAGGCGAUCCACGAGUGAAUAUGCACGCAUCAUUGACAUCUCUGCAAACCAUUUUGAUGAGAGAGCACAACAGACUUGCCACGAAACUGAGAGAAAUAAAUCCUCACUGGGGAGAAGAAAAGUUGUUUCAAGAAGCCAGAAAGAUCCUUAUAGCAGAACAUCAAUGCAUCACCUACAAAGAGUAUCUACCUAUUCUGCUGGGCUCUCGAAUUGUUGAAGUAUUCGAUUUGACUGUCAAAAACGGUGCAAGGGGGACAACAUAUUACCCCCAGAUUUUACUUGCCACUUUUCAAGAGUUCAGUGGGGCAGCUUUCCGGCUUCAUAGUAUGGUGCCACCUUACAUCGGAUUAUCAAACUACCGGUUCAAGGACACGUAUUCGAAUCCAAGUAUGGUUCGCCAAGGAUGCAUUUUGAAUAUAACAGCAAGCUCUUAUCAAGUGCUGUCUGAAAAGUAUGAUCACUUCAUGGCUAUUGAUCUUUCAGAUUACUUGCUCCAACAAUCUGGAAUGCUGUAUGGACAUGAUUUAUCAGCAAAUGACAUUCAGAGAGGAAGAGACCAUGGAUUGGCUCCAUAUGUGGAAGUGGUGAAAUUUUGUUCUGGUGGAACAAUUAUAAUCUCUUCUUUUGAAGAUCUUUAUAAACGUUCAUUGAUGCCAAGGGGAAAUAUUAUGCUUUUGAAGAGCAUUUAUAGUGACGUGGAGGAUGUGGACAUGUGGGUAGGAAUGCAGAUGGAAUAUCACUAUCCUGGAUCACUUCUAGGGCCAUCAGCGACCUGCAUCAAUGCCAUUCAGUUUUAUUCCGUGCAAAAAGGAGACCGGUUCUAUUUCGACCAUGAAGGCCCAGAAGCUUCUUUUACGAAAAAUCAAAGAAGUGCUCUUAAACAAUGUUUCAUUUCUCGGGUUUUAUGUGACAACACUGAUAUUGAACACAUCACAAGACAUCCAUUUCUUCUUCCCUCCGACAGUAAUCCUGACGUAUCGUGCAAAGAAAUUCCGAAAAUUGAUUUAACUCCUUGGAAGGAAAGCAUCACUAUGGAAGAUGUAUCUACAAGCUGUUGAUUAUGAUGUUUUCUAUUAUGGAUACAUGGAUACUGAUUAUUCUUACGAACAUUCUUCUAAGAAUUUUCGAAACAAAGAAAGCUUAUGGAUUUUUUACGAUCAUAAGAGUUGAACAAAUUACGAAGAAAAGUGUUUUGUUAGAUAUUAGCAAGCACUUCCGGUUCGGCUGGUAUUAAA
Messenger RNA from Argiope bruennichi, 2191 nucleotides. Its product is annotated as peroxidase-like. The record is from RefSeq and is a predicted model, not a curated record. Gene Ontology annotation, biological process: response to oxidative stress. Bases 62 to 2014 code for a protein of 650 amino acids. Gene Ontology annotation, molecular function: heme binding; peroxidase activity. NCBI's taxonomy places the organism in Eukaryota, Metazoa, Arthropoda, Arachnida, Araneae, Araneidae. The transcript has 14 exons.